CUACUGUUUUAUCAACUAUGCAAGCAGCCUAUUGACUUCGACAAUUUUCGCCAACAUUUUUUGUGGAGAAAACAGGCUUGCAACUUGGAAGAAUCCCUAAUACAAAUUUUUUGGAAUAGUAUCAUAACAUUUAAUGUAAAGCAGUUGAAGAUCAACAUUAAUCUUCAAACUUCUGCAUCGUUCAUCUUUUUUAAGUCUGGUGCCAUAAUUGCUGUAGAUCUGCGAAGAAGAAUGUUAAAAAAGUGUAAUCAGACAGUUAUAUGUAUAUACCGUGUUUGUUCGAUAUGUGAAACACAUUUAAAGACAGUACAGUGGUGCAUAAGAAAAAAACAAAAAGUGCGGAAAAAGUGCAACAUAAAAAUGUCGCGAUAUAAAAACAGUAUAUACUCUGACAAUCCGAAAUGUGUACAUAUAGUACAAAAUGAAAUCUAAAUCGAAGGUACAUUGGUGAAAUUUCCUAGAAGCCAUCGUAAUGGACUCUGAGGACUCACAACCGGGAUCUUCCCCAACCAAUUCAUCCUCAAACUCUGAACAAUCGCUUCAUCUUGACAACUCUGACGAAAAAAAGAUAGUCAACGAAUUAAACGUGUCUGCAGCAAGCCCUGCUAGUAGCUCAAGAAGUAGGCAGUCCCGACAUUCGGGAUCUUUGAAUGGUGGGUCGCAACGGUCUAACUCAAAAUCAGAUUCAGAUUCGUGCUCAUCAUCGAGUAGUGAUAAUGAAGACGAUGAAGGAAAUAAGUUUGAGAACGCUCAGACUUUAGGAUCUCCCAGAGAAAGUGAAAGGGGUGUCGAUAAACAAUCGUCUAUUUCUCCAAUGAGGAGCACAAGGGGUUCGAGUACGUCUUCCAGUCCCAGUCGGAAUAAUAGUGAAGAACACCAUAAUCGUGCAUCUGAAAUGAAUUUAAGUCAUGAAGACCUUAGUGAUGUAAGCGACUUAGAAAGUGAGAAGCGUGGAUCACAGUACAACAACAGCAAACAAUCUGUUGACGAUGAAAGCACAAAUGGAAUGGACGAUGCAUCGAAAGACCAGACAAGUAAGAACUCAUAUGUAAACGAGGAUAGUACAUCGAGGUCACCUUUAAUGGAUUUGCGACAGAAAUUGGAAAUGAAGAAAAACCAGCUGAACGAUCUUGAAAAAAAUAUAGCUUCUAAUGGAAGCGAUGAAAAAAAUUUGAAUGGAAAAAGUGGUCUGGUUGGUGAAUCAUUGGAAGAUUUGGUUAAAACUCAUGAUGACGAUGCUCUUGACUUUGAAGCUGAAGAAGGAGAAUGCAACGACGUUAGUAAAGAUGAUAAUAAAACAGAAGAAAAGAACAACGAUGAAACUACUUUGACACCUAAAACAAAGACUGCUGAUAACGAAGAGCUUGAAGAAGGCGAAGUAUCAGAUGAAGAUGAAAAGCGCCCGGAAGAAACUGAGCCGAAACCAGUAUGCCGAUUUUACACUAGAGGACAAUGUACUUGGGGUAUGAGUUGUCGUUUCCUUCAUCCUGGUGUAACGGAUAAGGGCAAUUACACAAUGUUCGAUCUGGUCAGGCCUGUGCCAUUGCUCCAGGGUGGAACUGCUGGAAGUAGGCCAGCAAGUUUCAAUAUGCAUCCAGCUGAUUACCAUGAUUAUCGGACAGAACGUCCAUCCUUACACCACAGAAGUGCCAUUUCUCAUGUUGGCAGUGUGUAUACACCUGCGCAUGAAGCUCGAACCAUAACUGGAGAUAGUCCCGUUGUAGUUGAAAGCGCAUGGGAACGUGGUCUACGCACAGCAAAAGAAAUGAUGAGAAAGGCCAAUAAAAGAAAGGAACAGGACAUGGAUUUUGAAGACAAGAAAAUGCAUUUGACAUUAUCACCAGACGAGUUGGAAAAAGAUCCUUACUAUGCAAAAGACCGGCUAUCUCCAGCUGAGGUCAUUCGUCAUCCUUUGUACCCAGAAGCUGUAAGUGAUGUAUAUGGUCCAGGUGAGCGCUAUGGUCGUGGCCCUCCAGCAGCCCAUUACGAUGAUGUGGAUCCUUAUGGUCGCUCGGCACGAUAUAGAGAGCUUCCACCACAUCGUAUGCCGCAAUACGAAGAUGAUAGGCGUUUACGUCCUACAAGAGAAGUCAUAGUACAACGAGUUGAACCAGUUGGACGCGGGGAUGAGUGGAAUGAUCCAUGGAUGAGGUCUAAAUCUCCAGGUGGCAGAGGUUCCUCCAGAGAUCGGGCCGACAAAAGAAGAAGGGAUCGCCGAAGUUACAGCAGUAAUUCAUCGUACACAAGUUCUAGUAGUUCACAGAGCGACUCCAGUUCGGAUUCCAGCCGGUCUCUUAGUUCACGCGAAAAUCACCGACGACGUUAUGCAAGCAAUUCACAAAAAUCACCUACGUCGCGCAGAACAGGCGGAAGAUCUUUGAGAUCCCCUUCUCCGUCAACAAGAAGAUCUAGGCGUACUCCAACAAUUGAUGAGCUCAAAAAUGAUCUAACGGAGUUGAAAUCAAAUUUAGUUAUCGAGAAAGACCAUAAUUUCUUAAAAGGUUUACACCAUUCACCAUCUUCAAAACGGAGAACAAACUCUUCUUUGUCCCCAGUAUAUAACAAAGGUAAUGUAUAUAGCCCUGUUCAUAAGAAAAAACGCGCUUCACCAGUUUCAAAAAAAACUCAUACUGGUCGAACAAAGGUUAGGCGUCGACACUCAUCAUCUUCUUCAGACUCUGAAGUUUCGUCGGACUCCACUGCUUCUGAAACGGAAUCAGAUUCAGGUUCAUCAUCUUCAGGGAGUUCUUCCCGCUCCAGGGAUAAUUCGCCACCCAAACGUUCGCGCCCUUCUGAAAAAACAAGUGCAAGCGGACGAAAGGUUAUUAAAAAGGUGGAACCUCCAAAAAAAAGGUCACCAAUAACUAUAGAACUGAAGAAACCAGCAGCGGUAGGAGUUUCUGCACUAGCUUCUCCUGCACAUUCAACCCCCUCGGAGAGAGACAAUAAAAAGUCCAGACGGGAGGAACUUCUGAAGCAAUUACGCGCCGUUGAGGACGCAAUCGCUAAAAAAAGAUCAAAACUGGCAUAAUGAAUAGGCCGUAAUAUAAAUAUUCCAGUUUUAUUGGUUCUUUUUCCAUUUAAGCUACAUUGACAAAAUAAUAAAAUAAAGUUGCACAUCUAUUUCAGGAAGAACGGAGUUAACUGUCCCGAAAGGCAACUUAUAAAAUUACCGUCCGCUAGUCAGUCCGUUUAUACAUGAAUUGUUUAUCUGUUCUUGUACCCAUAAUGUUUUUAAUUUCUUGAAAUAUAAUAAUUAGUGUUCAUUA
Messenger RNA from Musca domestica (house fly), 3269 nucleotides. RefSeq names its product zinc finger CCCH domain-containing protein 18. The coding region runs from base 473 to 3031 and encodes 852 amino acids. The transcript has 10 exons. Gene Ontology annotation, molecular function: metal ion binding. The record is from RefSeq and is a predicted model, not a curated record. Lineage: Eukaryota; Metazoa; Arthropoda; Insecta; Diptera; Muscidae.